AUGCUGGCCGUUAGACAAAGAGCGGCUUGCAUCGCCCGAACCGCUCUGCCGGCAGCCAUCGCCGCGCGACAAGCCAGACGAUCGUACGCAUCCGACCAUGGCCACGGCGACCACCACGACCACCACCACGCCCCCCAGGUAGAGGAGUCGCCAGGACUCGGCCUGUACUUCGUCCUCGGCGCUGCCGGCCUCUCAAUGUUCGCCUACUCCAUCUCCCGCGACGAGAACUCGAGCGUGGCCAAGUGGAUCGACAGCUUCAGGGCCGAGUCCCAGAAGACAUGGGAGUACCGGAACACGCUCCGGUCCGAUAUCAAGGACCAGGCGGCGCGGGAUAAGCAUCUGUUCCUGACGGGGCAGAAGGAAGAGGGAUACGAGCUGAGGACGCCAGAGCUCAUCGACUCCGGAAGCCCCAACAAUGUCCCAGCCGGGCACUACGUCAACCUGGACAAGGUGAUACAGCACUACCAGAAGCAGCAUUUGGAUGAGGAGGCGAGGAAAGCAAAGAAACUGGCGCAAGCAAAGACGGAGUGA
Molecule: messenger RNA, 531 nt
Organism: Diaporthe amygdali
Lineage: Eukaryota; Fungi; Ascomycota; Sordariomycetes; Diaporthales; Diaporthaceae
Exons: 3
Coding region: 1-531 (176 amino acids)
Cellular component (GO): mitochondrion
Source: RefSeq, a predicted model, not a curated record